AGGAGACAGAGUGUUAAGGAAGGGAAGCAGCCAGGGUCACCUGGGAGGGAGCCAGAGUGGAGCCAGGGAGCCAGGGAGCCAGGGAGAGACCCCAGGGCCUUCACAGGGACAGAAUAAACCAGAGAGAACCCACCAGAGUUGAAGAAAGGCAGAGACACACUCUCCAAAGUAUGGCCCAGCCGUGUGCCUCCAGUGCCUGAGCCUCGGUUUCCUUGCGUGUGAAGUGGGGGUCCCAGCGGCCAGACCCACCACCAGCACUGCUGCCCACCGACCCAGCCAUGGCGGGAAACCCUAAUGUGCCCCACAAGACGUCGCUGCCCGAGGGCAUCCGAGUGGGCACCGUGAUGCGGAUCCGGGGUGUCGUCCCGGAAAAGGCCGGCAGGUUCUAUGUGAACCUGCUGUGUGGCGAGGGGCCGGGCGGGGAGGCUGCCCUGCAUUUCAACCCGCGGCUGGACGAGUCCACGGUGGUCUUCAACACCCUGGAGCAGGGCACCUGGGGCCGAGAGGAGCGCGGCUCCGGCAUUCCCUUCCAGCACGGGCAGCCCUUCGAGGUGCUCCUCAUCGCCACCGAAGAAGGGUUCAAGGCGGUGGUCGGCGACUCCGAGUACCACCACUUCCGCUACCGGAUCCCGCCGGCGCGCGUGCGCCUCCUGGAGGUGGGCGGGGACCUGCAGCUGCAGUCGGUGAAUAUCUUCUGAGCCGGCCCGGGCCCGGGCGGGGUGGGGUCCGGGCGCCGGAGGCGAAUAAAGUUCCGGCGCACGCGUGUGCGCCCUGUCUGUG
Suricata suricatta (meerkat) is the source of this 780-nucleotide messenger RNA. RefSeq names its product galectin 7B (gene LGALS7B). NCBI's taxonomy places the organism in Eukaryota, Metazoa, Chordata, Mammalia, Carnivora, Herpestidae. The transcript has 5 exons. Gene Ontology annotation, molecular function: carbohydrate binding. The record is from RefSeq and is a predicted model, not a curated record. The coding region runs from base 279 to 698 and encodes 139 amino acids.